AUGGAAUCAAAUAAAAAAUCCGGGGAUGGAUUGACCGGCACACAGAAAGAAGCUGUCCUUCGCACUUUAAUUCAGCGCACAGGAUAUAGUUUGAUUCAGGAAAAUGGUCAACGAAAAUACGGAGGGCCACCACCAGAUUGGGAUGGACCACCACCAGAACGAGGCUGUGAGAUUUUCAUUGGAAAACUUCCCCGAGAUCUCUUUGAAGAUGAACUUAUUCCAUUAUGUGAAAAAGUUGGUAAAAUCUAUGAGAUGCGGAUGAUGAUGGAUUUCAGUGGAAACAACAGGGGAUAUGCCUUUGUAACCUUCUGCAAUAAACAAGAGGCAAAGAAUGCAAUCAAGCAACUGAACAAUUAUGAAAUUCGGGACGGUCGGUUACUUGGUGUUUGUGCCAGUGUGGACAACUGCCGCUUAUUCGUAGGAGGAAUUCCAAAAGCCAAGAAAAGGGAAGAAAUUUUAGCCGAAAUGCGGAAAGUGACGGAGGGUGUGGUUGAUGUCAUUGUGUACCCCAGUGCAGCUGAUAAAGCAAAAAACCGGGGGUUUGCUUUUGUGGAAUAUGGAAGCCAUAGAGCAGCAGCUAUGGCAAGACGAAAACUGCUCCCAGGACGGAUACAAUUAUGGGGACAUCCGAUUGCUGUAGAUUGGGCAGAACCAGAAGUUGAGGUUGAUGAAGAUACAAUGUCAUCCGUUAAAAUCCUCUACGUGCGAAAUCUUAUGUUAUCUACUACUGAAGAAACAAUUGAAAAAGAAUUCAACAACAUUAAGCCAGGUUCAGUGGAACGUGUGAAGAAAAUUAGAGACUAUGCAUUUGUGCACUUUAAUAAUCGAGAAGAUGCUUUGGAAGCCAUGAACAUCUUAAAUGGCAAGGUGUUGGAUGGCUCUCCCAUUGAAGUCACAUUAGCAAAGCCAGUUGACAAAGACAGUUAUGUUAGAUACACCAGAGGUACAGGGGGACGAGGAGCAGCAUUGCCAGAAUUUACUUACACCUUUGGCCAUGUCUAUGAUCCUGCCACAGCUUAUCUAGGAGCUCCAGUUUUCUAUGCACCACAAGCCUAUGCUGCCAUUCCCAGCCUUCAUUUUCCUGCUGCUAAAGGCCAUCUCACCAACAGAGGCAUUAUUAGGCCUUCAUCCAUUAGAGAAAUUUACAUGAAUGUACCUGUAGGGGCUGCUGGAAUUAGAGGACUAGGCGGUCGAGGCUACUUGGCUAACCCUGCCCUGGGUCGUGGAUACCAGCUGAAAGGAGAAAAAAGAGGGGAGGACAAACUCUAUGACCUUUUGCCUGGAAUGGAGCUUACGCCAAUGAAUCACGUCAGUUUAAAGCCACAAGGAAUUAAACUUGCUCCACAGAUAUUAGAAGAAAUCUGCCAGAAGAAUAACUGGGGACAACCUGUUUACCAACUUUAUUCUGCCGUUGGACAAAACCAAAGACAACUCUUCUUAUAUAAAAUCAAUAUCCCUGCCCUCGCCACUCAGAAUCCUACAAUACAUCCCUUCACACCACCAAAGCUAAGUGCCUAUGUAGAUGAAGCCAAAACAUAUGCAGCAGAACAUACUCUUCAGACACUGGGGAUUCCCACUGAAGGAGCAGAAAACUCUGCCACUAAUGUACCGUUUCCUGGAUAUAUUGCUAACACAGCUGCCACUGUCGCAGCUACCCAGCUUAAGCAAGCAGUGAAUCUAGGACAAGAUUUGACAACCUAUACAGCUUAUGAAGCAUAUCCAGCCUUUGCGGUAGCUACUCGUAAUGACGGUUAUGGAGCCUUUUAA
Protobothrops mucrosquamatus (brown spotted pit viper) is the source of this 1767-nucleotide messenger RNA. RefSeq names its product APOBEC1 complementation factor (gene A1CF). The coding region runs from base 1 to 1767 and encodes 588 amino acids. Gene Ontology annotation, molecular function: mRNA binding. The record is from RefSeq and is a predicted model, not a curated record. Gene Ontology annotation, cellular component: nucleus. The transcript has 11 exons. Lineage: Eukaryota; Metazoa; Chordata; Lepidosauria; Squamata; Viperidae.